This is a messenger RNA of Cooperia oncophora, 666 nucleotides long. The record is from the annotation of a GenBank genome assembly. Lineage: Eukaryota; Metazoa; Nematoda; Chromadorea; Rhabditida; Trichostrongylidae.
UUGUCAGAAUUCUAUUCAGUUUCCUUUAAAGAUGAUUUAUGUAGGUUCCUUACUCAAUACCAUCGGAACACGCUGAAGCUCCGAACUGUCGAGCGAUUUUCGAGGGCAAUCUGGCUGAUUAUUUUUGUUUGUGUUGCCACUGGUCUGCUAAGGUUCUUCGAGCAUGACACGACCGUCUACCAGUUUUGUAUGGACACUGAGCCAACGCCGCAAUGGGCAGCCCGUUGUAUGGUGAGAGACGGCGCGUUGAUGAAUAUCUUGACAAGGUCCUUCUGGAAGGUUUUUCUACCACUUUCGGAUUUUGUUGUCCAGUUCCUGAUACCUGGCUGUUUAUUGGCACUCCUUCACGUCGGAUUCAUAAGAGAACCUGAAAUCGAUAUGGGAGCCAUGAGUAGACAUAAUCGCUUCGGUCGUACUCCACGCGAUCAGACGCGGAUACUGAUCACUACGGUGACAAUCGCUUUUCUCGUCGUCCAAGUGCCGACUGCCUUUAUAACGACUCUCAGUCUCACCAUUAAUCACUUUCAAAAUAACAAUGCUCUGAUGAUUCUUGCCUUGGUGAUAGGUCACCUUCAACCUAUGCUUUCAAUUAUAACAAUUGCAGCUAAUUCAGCUGCGCUUCUUACUGCAUACUAUGUUAUUGUUAAGGUGAGCUUAGCAGAAUAA